Drosophila suzukii is the source of this 387-nucleotide messenger RNA. Lineage: Eukaryota; Metazoa; Arthropoda; Insecta; Diptera; Drosophilidae. The record is from RefSeq and is a predicted model, not a curated record.
AAAAUAUUUAACAGUGAGCGCUAUAAAGUCAUAGAAACAAGACCAAGUUAGACUGAAUAUCGGAAAAUGAGUAACGUUAAUAAUGUCAAUAUCAACGUCCAGUGCGAGUGCUACCACCGCCGAGGACUUCUUUAUUACGCCAAUCCCUUGGCUUGGGGUCGUCCUUGCCGCAGAUGCCGUCGCAUGAUGUCCAGGAAUAACAUCGUGGUGACCGUGCCAGCAGGACAGGUGGCUACGCCAGUGCAAACCACCGCCACCACAGUGAUACCUGCCCAGAGUGCGACCCACUGGCAGGUGCAGCAGGAGCCUCAGACCAUGUCCGCCCUGCCACCUAAGUACGACAUUUGGAAAAAUAGAUUUUAUUUGCCCUAAAGAGAAGAUGCUUUU